AUGGCAACAAAUAUGAUGAACAAGUACGUACUUGUACUGUCUUGUCUGAUCUUUUUUGUAAUGACUGGUUCCUUAAACGCAAAACCUGCAGACAUAAAAGCAAUUUGCGGGAAAGCAAAAAACCCAUCCUUCUGCACAAACUACAUGAAAUCAAACCCAAAGACAUCAGGUGCUGAUAUCAAAACGCUUGCAACGAUCACAUUAGACUCUGCACAAACAAGCGCAUCAGGAGCUAUGAACAAGAUUACACCUUUUGCCGAAAAAGAACCUAAACGCCCUUCGAGGAGUGGAUACGUCUUGUGCGUGCAGAAUUACAGGAGUACAAUCAGAUAUCUCGGUGAAGCUAAGAAGAGCCUAGCGUCAGGAGAUAUCCGAGGGCAGAACAUCAAUGUUUCAGACGCUAUGAAAUCAUCUACAUACUGUCAAGAUGAAAUGUUGAAAAGUCAAAGGUGAUCCGUCGGUUGUGAAGGACGGUGGUGAUUUUCAGAAUAUUUGUAGCAUCGUUCUUGUCAUCUCCAAGACGAUGAUGUGAUAAAAAAAAAAG
This is a messenger RNA of Brassica oleracea var. oleracea, 544 nucleotides long. Its product is annotated as pectinesterase inhibitor 2-like. Gene Ontology annotation, biological process: negative regulation of catalytic activity. The record is from RefSeq and is a predicted model, not a curated record. The coding region runs from base 1 to 453 and encodes 150 amino acids. Gene Ontology annotation, molecular function: pectinesterase inhibitor activity. NCBI's taxonomy places the organism in Eukaryota, Viridiplantae, Streptophyta, Magnoliopsida, Brassicales, Brassicaceae. The transcript has a single exon.